ACAUAACCUCCUCCAAAAAAGAUACAAUAAGACCGAAUCAAGUUCACAGUUUUUAUACGCUACCGAGAAAAUCUCCCAUAGUCCAACUAUUUUCCCCUCAAUUUCCUCCUUCUCCCCACUAUAAACCAAAGGAAGACUCGAUUUAAGGGAUUAUUCGAUUCACGUAAUUAAGGAUAUAGUUAUUUUUUGAAUCAAAGAGAUGGGUAGGGUUUUUAUGGUGGAUCUGGAAGGGAACAUCUACAUCUGCAAACACUGUAAGACUCAUCUUUCUACAGAGCAAGACAUCAUUUCCAAGACUUUUCAAUGCAAGCAUGGAAGAGCUUAUCUCUUCAACAACGUUGUAAACAUCUCGGUUGGAGUGAAAGAAGACAGAAUGAUGAUAACUGGAAUGCAUACCGUAGUUGACAUUUUUUGUGUUGGUUGUGGAUCAAAUGUUGGGUGGAAAUACGAGUUUGCACAUGAUAAGAGCCAAAAGUACAAGGAAGGAAAAUCCGUUCUUGAAUUAUAUAAGAUUUCGGGUCCUCAUGAUAGCAACGACUUGGCUAGCGAUGAAGAUGAAUGAUGCUUGAGCUCUUUCCUUCUCUAUCUCUCUCUCAGAUUUAUUUUAAAAUUGUACAUUCUUCGACCUUAGAUUUUAAUUCGUUUUGGUUCGCAUAGGGGAAGACCGGCUUAAUAAUAUGGGUCUUAUUUUGACUUUUUCUAUGAUGAAUAAAACAUUGUGAUCACUAAUGAA
Camelina sativa (false flax) is the source of this 733-nucleotide messenger RNA. RefSeq names its product protein yippee-like At3g55890. NCBI's taxonomy places the organism in Eukaryota, Viridiplantae, Streptophyta, Magnoliopsida, Brassicales, Brassicaceae. The record is from RefSeq and is a predicted model, not a curated record.